UUGUUCUGCUGCUGAGUUGAACGGACUGCGUGCAGGUCAGAGGGAGAUGGACAGCUGUGUGGCUCUCAUUCUUCUGUCCUCCACAAUUUCACUCACCACAGCUGGCAAUGUGACGUUGGUGGAUGGUGGCAGUCGCUGUGCUGGGAGAGUGGAGAUUCAUUAUAAUGGAACGUGGGGAACAGUGUGUGAUGAUGGCUGGGAUAUGAGAGAUGCUGCAGUGGUGUGUAAAGAGCUGGGCUGUGGAGAUGCUGUAGAUGCACUGAGAAGUGCUCGUUUUGGAUCAGGAUCAGGGCCAAUCUGGAAGGAUGAUGUGGACUGUAGUGGAUCAGAGUCUACAUUGAUCAACUGUUCAUCGCCUGAAUGGGGUAAUCAUAACUGUGAUCAUUCUGAAGAUGCUGGAGUCUUCUGCUCAGGAAAUCUUCUCUUUGAUACCAUUGACAGUGUGAGGUUGAUUGAUGGUGGCAGUCGCUGUGCUGGGAGAGUGGAGGUUCAGUAUAAUGGAACAUGGGGAACAGUGUGUGGUGAUUACUGGGAUAUGAGAGAUGCUGCAGUGGUGUGUAGAGAGCUGCGCUGUGGAGAGGCUGUAGAUGCACUGAGUGAUGCUCACUUUGGACCAGGAUCAGGACCAAUCUGGAUAAAUACUGUACACUGUAGUGGAUCAGAGUCUACACUGAGGAAUUGUAGAUCACCAGGAGGGGGAAAACAUGCUUGUAAUCAUACUAAAGAUGCAGGAGUCAUUUGUUCUGGAAUCAGGCUGGUUGGUGGGUCUCGCUGCUCUGGGAGAGUAGAGGUGCUUCAUGGAGAGACCUGGUCCACAGUGUGUGAUGCUGACUUUGACCAGCAGGAUGCAGAGGUUAUGUGUCGAGAGCUGAGCUGUGGGCUUCCUGUGGAGGUGCUGGGAGCAGCUGCUUUUGGCAGAGGGGAGGGUCAGGUGUGGUCAGAGGAGUUUCAGUGUAGAGGCAACGAAUCUCAGAUUCACUUAUGUCCAACAUCAUCUUCACUUAAACACGACUGCUCCCAUGACAGUGAUGUGGGUCUGGUGUGUGCUGGUAAGAGCUGCACCUUUUCCUGUUAGCCUUAGAUUCUAUGCUGUGAUGAACUAUUUAAAAGGCUAUUCUACCAAUUACAGACAGUGUGAGGUUGGUGGAUGGCGGCAGUCGCUGUGUUGGGAGAGUGGAGGUUCUUCAUAGAGAACAGUGGGGAACAGUGUGUGAUGAUGGCUGGGAUAUGAGAGAUGCUGCAGUGGUGUGUAGACAGCUGGGCUGUG
Molecule: messenger RNA, 1267 nt
Organism: Pygocentrus nattereri (red-bellied piranha)
Lineage: Eukaryota; Metazoa; Chordata; Actinopteri; Characiformes; Serrasalmidae
Product: scavenger receptor cysteine-rich domain-containing group B protein-like
Exons: 4
Coding region: 47-1075 (342 amino acids)
Cellular component (GO): membrane
Source: RefSeq, a predicted model, not a curated record